UUGAUAACUAACCAAUGAAAUUUACAGAUUAAAAUUUUUGUUUUGGAUGAAAACAGAAUGAAAUUGAUAAUAUUUAUUUUUAUAUUAUAUUCACUCUAUACUGAUUCAAAAUUCGCUUCAAAAGAAAACGACAUUUUAAAAGAACUGUCAUGGGGAACGAAAAUAAAAAUUUUAAAUGACAAAACAAUUCCACCAAUCAAUCGUCGUGUUGGCAUAUCGAUGCUCAGAUCUCCUGACGUCACAGAAAUGGCGGACACAACAAAAUCGGACGGCAAAAAUCCAGAAGACAGCAGUAUGAAAAUAAAACUAUUCAGACUCAUGUACGAAACCAUCAGAGAUAGUGACACGAAAGUAAAAAGAGCUGAACUUAUAAAAGCUCAUUACGCAAACUACUCGUCUUUCGAAUUUGGUUUCAUAAUGGGCGACCUCAUGGAUAAAUUUAACGUGAUGACCGAUAUAUCGCUAACAAUGAAAAGACUCUAUAAAGAGUGGAAACCCAUGGAACACAUAAAUGCGUAUGAGCAAAUAGCUAACAAAGCUAUAGAAAUUAACAACUUAAUUGAUAUUAUCAAGGUUAUUAAUAAAAAGAAUAAU
Messenger RNA from Nymphalis io (European peacock), 594 nucleotides. RefSeq lists its product as uncharacterized. The record is from RefSeq and is a predicted model, not a curated record. The annotation marks the transcript as partial. Lineage: Eukaryota; Metazoa; Arthropoda; Insecta; Lepidoptera; Nymphalidae. The transcript is spliced from 2 exons.